Molecule: messenger RNA, 951 nt
Organism: Peronospora farinosa
Lineage: Eukaryota; Oomycota; Peronosporomycetes; Peronosporales; Peronosporaceae
Source: the annotation of a GenBank genome assembly
AUGGCAGCUCGUCAAGUCGAAAAGAAGCUGGUAGUGGCCGCAGCUAAGAACGGCCUGGCCAUCCCUUGCGACUCAGACGCCACCGCGUUCCUACUGGCACAUCCUCGAGGCGCUUAUACCGCUGCUCGCACAGUACAACAGACAAAAAUCUUUGACUAUGAAGCACAUAUCUGUCGACUUGGUCUGUUUUCUGUGGAGUCGACGAUCGCUAUGCAGACGGAGAAGCAGCUACUGGUCCCAAGUGCCGUGGAGAAGGAGUUGAGACCGAGGACCGAGGAAACGAUGAACGCAGCCAUGCAGGCGUUCAAGAGCCUCUAUGAAGUGGACAAAGACCAAGAGUACAAGAUCAAUGUGUUGGUGUGUCCUACUAAUGGAGACACAAUGAGUGGACAAAUUUUGGCUGAUAAAGAUGUUUUCUGUCAUGUGGGACUCCUUCCACCACUACGCUCGGAGAUGGUGAAGCUGGAGGUAGCCGGUCUUCCCCGAUGCAAUGCCGCAGCCAAAGACUCGGCGUGGGUGAAAGAGCGGAAAGCAAUUUAUGACAGAAUGGCACCCGAUGUAGAGGAGGUGAUUCUGAUGGACCCAGCGACGCGGCAUCUGCUAGAAGGUUCGCAGACGAAUUUCUAUGCGAUUCAAGACGGGGCAGUGGUCACAGCUGAGGAGGGGAUUCUAAAGGGUACGGUGAGGUCCCUCGUGCUAGAAAUUUGUGCGGAAAAUGGGAUCCCAGUGGAGCUUAAGCCUCCGACGGUGGAUGACGUUGAAAAGUGGCAAGGCUGCUUCAUCUCGAGCACGUCCAGAUUGGUUUUGGGAGCCAAAUCGUUGGAAUAUGAACAUCCGGAUACCAAGAAAACGUGCACGAGAACUUUUACACCACAUUCGAUUUUGAACCAAAUCACGACUGCAAUUCAAAAUUCAGUGGCGAUGAAAAGCACGGAAGUGUUCACGUGUUGA